Messenger RNA from Homalodisca vitripennis (glassy-winged sharpshooter), 504 nucleotides. RefSeq lists its product as uncharacterized. Lineage: Eukaryota; Metazoa; Arthropoda; Insecta; Hemiptera; Cicadellidae. The transcript is spliced from 3 exons. The record is from RefSeq and is a predicted model, not a curated record. The coding region runs from base 34 to 381 and encodes 115 amino acids.
CGUACAGCAUACAAGGUUUUAUUGGGACAAAAAAUGGCUUUAGUAGGACUACUUUGUCUCUGCCUUCUGGCAUCCUUGGUUGGCAGCUAUCCUUUGACGGAUGAGAGUUCAAACUUUGAAGGGCCCAUAUUCACACCAGUCAGUAUUGGGAUGCCGACAGCAGAAGAUAUGAUGGACCACAAGGCAGACACAAAGAUUGUCGCAAUUGCUCCUCGAUCUUUAAAAUCACUUUUUGGAUUAGGAAUUGGUGGAAAUCUAUUAGGAAUCAAUGCAGGUGCAGGCAUCAGUCAUGGACGCGGAGGCUGGGGAGAAGUGGGCAUGCAUUCUGGACAUCCUGCAUAUGUCCCCUAUUACGAGACACCAAAUCAGUACUACUACUAGUUCUGCCGUCGUUACGAUAAUCAACAUAUUACUUCUUAUAAUUAUUCUUACAAAUGAAUGGAGUUGAGUAAAGUACUGCUAUUCACAGAUAAUAUGAAAUAAAAAUAAAUGCACUAAUAAAUA